This is a messenger RNA of Prunus avium (sweet cherry), 1125 nucleotides long. RefSeq lists its product as uncharacterized. The record is from RefSeq and is a predicted model, not a curated record. NCBI's taxonomy places the organism in Eukaryota, Viridiplantae, Streptophyta, Magnoliopsida, Rosales, Rosaceae.
CUUCGAACUUUCCUCAAAAAAGAGAAAAAGAAAAAAAGCGCGCAUUGAACUAUGGACCCUCUCACCCCACUAUUUUGAAGUUUGAACCAACUUUUUCUUAUUACCGGAAAAAAGAAAAAAUUUGCACCAAAUCUUCACCUGAGCUUUGAUCUACUGAGAAAAAUGGGGAUAUGGGAUUUCAUGUCCGGGACGACCGAUUCACUGAAACGCAACGCUCCGGAUCUAACGGGCGUCACGAACUGUUGCCCCACACCCGGUUCCCUCAAACGGAUCGUACCAGAUGUAACGGCUGCGAAGAACGUGUGCUUCACCGCUUACGGUUAUGGGUCAGCCACCGUUACCCAUAUCGAUAGCGCCGUCAGGGGUAACCUGAACCACUACCUUCAGGACGAGGAAGCCCGCUCCAAGAUCCUCCGGUUGGGCAAGAGCAUCGUUACACACGCCACCAUCGAGGGCCUCAAAACCAUCCCAGGUGGAUUUGUAGGUUACAAUAUUGUUAAUAAAUCAAUCAAAGACUUGAAGGACUCCGAUAAACAAGAAGUGGAUGUGAAGGCAUUGCAGGCGGAUCUACGCAGAUUGAAGAAAGAUUUCAUUGAAUACAGGAAAGUGCAUGAGCCAGAAGUGGAUGUGAAGGCAUUGCAGGCUAUUGUAGUCAGAUUGGAGAAAGAACUCAGUGAAUACAGGAAACCCCGUGAACAAGUCCUGAUAGAUAAGCCAAGUGCAGAUUUGAAGUCACCAAACACUGUCAACAUUCAUUCAGCUGUGAAUCAGAAACCGGAAGAUGUGAUCAGAGUCUUUAUGAUGAAUGAGUUUAUGGGCAGGAAGUUCCUGGAUGAUCUAAUGGUUCCUUCGGUAGCACCUAGGAAGAAGUAGAAGGCAGUGCCACUGCCAGGUACCAGUGCAUAAGAUAAGGGGGAGCAAUGAUCAUUGUUAAUCAUGAUAUGACCUUGUUUAAAGCUUUGUGGUUAGGUCUUGAUUGCUGUGUGUAAUUAUUCUCUCUGGUGUAUUAGGGAUGAAAGUUGUAAGAAAGUGGUUUUACAUUGGCAAGACUCAAAUCCAUUAGCCGAGACAACCAAUUUGCAAGAUAAUACCCUUUUCUAUUGGGCUAGACCCCAUUGGCUUUAA